UCAUUAAACUCCAGGUUGCGCUGUCGAUUCAGCCUCGUCCUGCACAAUCGAUCCCGUUGCAGGGACAACCAACAAACUGAUGUUGCUGAAACGCACACAGUGAAAACGCUGACACGAUGGAUUUUAAUGUCAAGAAACUAGCGUCGGAUGCAGGUGUCUUCUUCACUCGUGCUGUUCAGUACACAGAGGAGAAGCUUGGCCAGGCAGAAAAGACUGAGCUAGAUGGCCACUUGGAGAACCUGAUUGCUCGAGCGGACUGCACCAAAAACUGGACUGAAAAGAUCUUCAGACAGACCGAGGUGCUGCUUCAACCCAACCCAAGUGCCCGUAUUGAAGAGUUCUUCUAUGAGAAACUGGACAGAAAGAUCCCAUCCAGAACCACCAAUGCAGAGCUGCUGGGACAGUAUAUGCAGGAUGCUGCAAAGGAAUUUGGGCCAGGAACUCCAUAUGGUAGUACUUUGAUCACUGUUGGAGAGUAUCAGAGGAGAUUGGGUGGAGCAGAGCGGGAAUUCCUACAGACGUCAGCCAUCAACUUCCUCACACCUCUGAGGAACUUUCUAGAGGGUGACUGGAAAACCAUUUCCAAAGAGAGAAAGCUACUUGAGAACCGGCGUCUUGACCUGGAUGUUUGCAAAGCUCGGCUCAAGAAAGCAAAGUUAGCAGAGGCCAAGGCUGCUUGUGAGGGAGAUGCUGCGCCUGACUUUCAGGAGACUAGGCCACGCAAUUAUGUUCUGUCGGCCAGUGCAUCUGCGUGGGAUAGUGAAGUUGGCGAUUCAUCUCUGAGUGACAGAGAAAAGCUGUGGAGUGAGGAAGUGGAUAAAGUGAGUAUCAGGAGACAGAUCUGUGUGCCGGUGAACCACUUGCGCUGUCUGCAUGAGUUUGUGGAGGCCCAGGCUGCUUAUUACACACAGUGUCACAAGCACAUGCAGGAUCUUCAGAAAGAGCUGAGCAGUGCGAACGGAGAUACGUUUCCUAACGCUUUUGCUGUGAACGCCUCCACGUCAGGGGUGUCAGCAGACCCUUCUCCCCUUUCCACUGCCACCCUACCUGGGACUUCUCCACCUAGUCGUUCCCCAAACCCCUCCAAUGCCCUUGAGUCCAGCACGCUGAAGAUUGAGGAGGUGAAGCCUCCCGCCACUGGCACUCGCAAGGCCAAAGUGCUGUAUGACUAUGAUGCUGCAGAUACAAGUGAACUUUCCCUUCUCGCUGAUGAGCUUAUUACUGUGUACACGGUGCCCGGCAUGGACCCGGACUGGCUUAUUGGAGAGCGAGGCAACCAGAAAGGCAAAGUGCCUGUCACAUACCUGGAGCUCCUAAGCUAGACGCAGCCUCCUCUUCACAAAUACAGAGUCACACUGAAUUAUGCAUGAACAAGUACUCAAGCACUCAUGAACACUCAGUGAAUUUACCUGGUUUCAUUCUAUUUAGUU
Messenger RNA from Sinocyclocheilus grahami, 1430 nucleotides. Its product is annotated as endophilin-B2-like. Gene Ontology annotation, biological process: membrane organization. Gene Ontology annotation, molecular function: protein binding. Lineage: Eukaryota; Metazoa; Chordata; Actinopteri; Cypriniformes; Cyprinidae. The transcript is spliced from 14 exons. The record is from RefSeq and is a predicted model, not a curated record. Gene Ontology annotation, cellular component: membrane; cytoplasm. The coding region runs from base 117 to 1322 and encodes 401 amino acids.